Prorocentrum cordatum is the source of this 2251-nucleotide messenger RNA. NCBI's taxonomy places the organism in Eukaryota, Dinophyceae, Prorocentrales, Prorocentraceae. The record is from the annotation of a GenBank genome assembly.
GCGGGAGCACGAGAGGCUGGAGCCGCAGCCAUUUAUCCCGCUGACGGGAGCCUCGAAAACGCUAUACUAAAUGGUCCCACGUUAGUAGAUCCAGCGAUGAGCGCGACUUGAUCUUCAGAUCUGGCAGCAAGGGAACAAGAGCAUUUGCGAAGGCGUUUCCGCUCACCAAGCUGCAGACAAGACGCCCAGGCUAGGGUUCGGAGGAAGAGGCGAUUCGGGCGGAUUGUGCAGCGAGAGGAGGCUUACCUGGAAAAGUCGGACGGUGGCAUGACUCGAAGAGUGCGGUUCUGGCGUUCUCUAUAUCCCAGCAUUGCGGCAGACGACCUCGGAUAAUAUUUCAGCGCUGUAUCUGGUGCACGAUAAAGCCGCCCUGUCGUCGCCACGCUGGGCGAGGGGCUCUGCGCAUCGAGCUGCUUCGAGGGCCUCUCGGCGGCCGUGGAGGUGAGCAUCGGAGUGGGCCUUGCCUUCUUGACUCUGGCGACGACGAGGUUGCCGAUGAGGUCGACAAGCAGAUUCCGAUGCAAGGGCCACGGAGUUUUCCACCGCAUAGAGACAUCCUAAUCUUCGUCUAUGUGCAGAGAGAGAGAGAGAGAGUGAAUGCGUGUGCGGCGGUCUCAUCGAGCAGCGCCCACACGCUGCUUGACACGCGCACCUCCAUGACAGUUGCGUGGGGGCUCAUCCGUUCACAUGCGCGCACCGCCUUCUUCCCCUGAUCUCCGUGUGCGCCGCGGGCAUCGGCCGUCGCACCGCCCAGCCAGCACCCCGCCGCCGUUCUCUUGCCAAGGACCUCCUGCCGCAUGGGGCCUCUUCGGUGCCCCUGCGCUCCAUUUCGGUGACCGUAGGUGCCUUCGUUUUGCACUGGCUGCCUCCUUGCCCUGCCCGUGCCCCUCCGCCCCCCGCGGUGGCCCCAUGCGGCGCGCCGCGCUCGCGGCCGCGCUCUGGCGGCCCGCGCACCGCUCGCUGGCGGCGGUGCUCGAGGAGGCGCCUGCUCUCAGCGAUGAGGAUUGGAAGUCGGGCCUGGAAGACCAGUCCAGUUAUGGCGCGCUCUCGAACGGGUCAGGGACAUACGACUUUGACGACCUGGGCGAGCAGUUCGAUGUCGGACAUCUUUUGGAAUUGGACAGUGCUGGCAUGGACUCCGAAAGUUACGACGGCGACGACCAGGGUCGUUCUGAAGACGAGGCGUACAACCACCGCGAGCCUAUCGUGAACCUCCUCCCGGAGCAGCGCCUGCAGAAGCACAGGCAGAGCUAUGAGGCAGACAUCGUUGUGAAGCUCAGCAUGACGGAUAUGCUCCGCACUGGAAAGGUGCUGGGCCUGAAGCUCAACGUAGACACAGAUUUCCAGCCUGUUGUCAUCAAGAAGGUGAAGAAGAAGGGCCUCGCGCAAGAUUGGAACGAGGCCAACCCACGAAAUCAGAUUCACGUGGGCGAUGAGAUCGUCCGUGUCAACGACAUCACGUGGCAUCACAACAGCAAGACCUUCGUGCAGCGCAUCAAAGGCCAGUACCUGGCUGCCCGCCACAAGACAGCCGGUGCAAGCCCCUUCCUGGCGUUGUACAUUCAGCGACCCCGAAUAGACAAAAGGAAUCGCACACAUAUGCAGCGAGAGGAUAUGCAUCACAAGGAAUAUGCGUUAGACUACGUGGCCACACUUUCAAUGCCAGGCGACAGCAUCAGUGCGAACAUGCUAGAGGGCAUGGGCUGGACACUGGGCUCGCAGAACAACAAGUCGUGGCACCCCCUCACGAUCCUGGAUAUCUUUUCAGACGGGGCCAUUGCCAAUUACAACGAACACCAUCCGAACAGCUUGAUCUGUCCUGGCGACGAGAUUGUUGGAAUAAACAACAUAUCCUGGCACGAGAACUCGACGCGCUUCCUCGGUCGUCUCGAGAGUCAGUACCAGCGAUCCCGCAGCACGCCAGCCGGACACGCGAGAAGUUUCGAGCUCAGCUUCCGGAGGCCCAGGGACGUGCAGGAGAUGUUCGACGCUGCUUUUCCUGUCGUGGAGAAGGUGCGCUGGGACACGGAUGACAUCAAGGUCCGUCGUAGUCCAACUCCAGGGAGCGCCCAGGGGCGGCAGGACGGGCUGGGAGCACCCAAUCAAGAUUUAAUUCUCGACCCUAGGGCCUCUUGGGGGGGCUUCACAGAAGGGUCGCCCCCCUGGCUCGCGCUGACCCGUGCUGCUCGUGAUGGCUCGGAUCUGCCCGCUGAAGGCAAGCCCAUGGACGUCGCGUCUGCAUCGUAGCAAC